AUGAAUUCUUAUCGUCCUCGUAAUACACGCUUACAACCAAAUCAGGUCUCAUCGAUUUACAGAAAAAGUAACAACAGCGAAUCUACCUUGACAUCAUCAACGGAUAUACAGAUGAAACGUAUGCAGAACAAUCGAAUUACGAACAAUGAAGAUACACGAAAGGAAAAUAUCAGGAACCCAAAUACAAAAAAAAAGCUUCGAAUGAAAUGUUCUGUCAAACAAAUUACAUGUUGUCUUUGCUUGAUCAUCACUCUUGCUCUAUUGGGAAGUGUAAUCAUUGGUUCUUUACUUGCCAUUCUUUUACCGCAUAAAACCACUCUGUCGACGUCAACAACGACUGCUACCACAGCAACAUCAACUACAUCAACGUCGACUACUUCAACUUCGUCAACAAGUUCUACGACCAGUACAAGUUCAACAUCAAGUACCUCGAGUACUAGUUCGACUACGUCAACAAGUACUACCAGCAGUACGAGUUCGACAUCGAGUACUUCGAGUACUAGUUCAACUUCAUCAACAAGCACUUCAACCACUAGUACGAGUACGUCGACAAGUACUUCGAGCACUAGUUCGACUUCAUCGACAAGUGCCACAACUAGUACGACUUCAACGACAAGCACUACAACCUCGACAACCUCAUCGACAAGUACUACAUCAACAACAACGACACCAUCAUGUGGCAGUGUUAGCAAUCCUCCAGGAGAAAUUUUGGAUCUGCUCUCGAAAUCUGCGCCGAACACGUAUACACAUUACACUUAUAAUUUCAUGGCAAAUGACUCUUCAUCGACUCUGUCGUUUAUAGUAACGGGUGAUGCUGGAGGAGGAGGUGGAUACUAUUGGUUAUUAGACGAUGUAUCUGUGAAUGAUUUAAACACAAGCACAAAUGUUCUUAUUAAUGGGGAUUUCGAAAUGGGAAAUUUAAAUGGCUGGUCACAGUAUUGUAACAACGAUGCCAAUUGUAAAAAUACGGGUUAUUAUGCCCAUACGACAACAAAUUCAUGUCGUUCAGGAAACUAUUGUGUUUAUGAUUCAUGUCAAAAUUAUGAUUAUCUAUAUCAAUCUUUUUCUACUGUGAUUGGAAAUUACCAUCUUAUAUCGUAUUAUCUCAGAUGUGGUGCUACUGGCGGAAAUGAGCGAAUAUAUGUCACAUUAACCUAA
Adineta ricciae is the source of this 1158-nucleotide messenger RNA. NCBI's taxonomy places the organism in Eukaryota, Metazoa, Rotifera, Eurotatoria, Adinetida, Adinetidae. The record is from the annotation of a GenBank genome assembly.